GCAGGAAAUUAAAAGAGGCAUCCUGGUUCUCUUAAACACUGAACAACAAAGAAAGUAACACACAAUGGUGGUAGAAGAACCUCAAACGAAACGAUACCGGCACUCUGAGCUGUUUCUUUGGAUCAUUGUGGCUGUUUUCAUUUCACUUCUCAGCGCCUGUUUUAUUGCAAGCUGUUUAAGGAGCACAUGGACCUGCUGCCCUGCUGGUUGGAGAGCCUUCCAGUCCAACUGCUAUAUGACUUUUAAUGACAGAAAGACUUGGGAUGACAGUUUCAGCAACUGUACAGGGGUUGGGGCCAAUCUGGUGACCAUCAGCACAGAGGCGGAGCAGCACAUGGAGCACAUUAGGAAAAAUAAGACCAAGAGUGCAAAGGUUAAGGAAGAAUUUUUGUGGAGAUUCUGGCAUAGGGGUGAACCCAACAACUAUCAGGAAGAACACUGUGUUGUCCUCGUUAACGUCAACGACACGUGGGCCUGGAACGAUGUUCCUUGUCACUUUAAGAAAAGAAGGAUUUGUAAGACACCUGGAACAGUGUUAAACUAGAAACCCCUGCAGAGGUCUUCGUGAUGUGGACAGAAAAGAAGAGCCAGCAGGGCACGCUGUGCAUGUGUCUUGGGAGUGGAGAACACGUGCUGGGCCCUAAAGCAUCUGUGGUCAUAUUAGGCUAAUGGAGCUUUGUUCACUUCACUCAUGACAUCGUGGCUCUGUGUGGUGUUUCGGUGCAAGGAGGCGGCUUUUCUGUGAGAACCAUUCUGUGUUACCUUUACUCUCUUGAUAGAAUUGCAAGGUGUUUACUUUACAUCGCUUUGUGGUGACUACGUAUGCAAGACAAUGACUUAACUAGCACAAUCGUUUUGUCAUUCUUCUUCUACUCAGAUUAAAA
Molecule: messenger RNA, 884 nt
Organism: Echinops telfairi (small Madagascar hedgehog)
Lineage: Eukaryota; Metazoa; Chordata; Mammalia; Afrosoricida; Tenrecidae
Product: C-type lectin domain family 4 member D
Exons: 5
Coding region: 65-544 (159 amino acids)
Biological process (GO): antifungal innate immune response
Cellular component (GO): external side of plasma membrane
Molecular function (GO): carbohydrate binding
Source: RefSeq, a predicted model, not a curated record